Messenger RNA from Miscanthus lutarioriparius, 1776 nucleotides. The record is from the annotation of a GenBank genome assembly. NCBI's taxonomy places the organism in Eukaryota, Viridiplantae, Streptophyta, Magnoliopsida, Poales, Poaceae.
AUGUCCAUGGCCCUCAGGCGGCUCCGACCUUGGGCCUUCCUUCUCUUCUUCCUUGUCCUUUUCUCCUACGAUGAAUCUGGUCUUUGGAGCAGAAGCAGGACUAGGAGUGGAGUCGCGCAGGCCACGCAGAGAGUCUUCCUGUAUCCACAGGCUCCCAAGGUCCCCUCCAUCGUGAGCAGCAAGUACAGGACUGCCUACCACUUCCAGCCUCCCAAGAACUGGAUCAACGGACCAAUGUACUACAAUGGUAUCUAUCACCAAUUCUACCAGUACAACCCAAAUGGUUCUCUCUGGGGUAACAUAGUCUGGGGCCACUCGGUCUCAACAGAUCUCAUCAACUGGAUUCGGCUUGAACCGGCGAUAGAACGGACGACUCCGAGCGAUAUCAAUGGCUGCUUGACAGGUUCAGCCACAAUCCUCAAGAGUGACCAGCCUGCCAUUAUAUACACUGGUGCUGACACGGAGAAGCGUCAGGUCCAAAACAUUGCGUUUCCCAAGAACUUGUCUGAUCCAUACCUGAGGGAGUGGAUCAAGCCAGACAACAACCCACUGAUCCAACCAGUUGGACAAGGAUUGAACCCAAACCAGUUCAGAGAUCCGACGACCGGUUGGAUCGGACCAGAUGGGCUGUGGAGGAUAGCAGUUGGGGCUGAACUGGACGGCUACAGUGCUGCACUUCUGUACAAGAGUGAGGAUUUUGUGCACUGGACUAGAGUGGAUCACCCACUAUACUCUUCCAAUGACUCCACCAUGUGGGAGUGCCCGGAUUUCUUCGCAGUGUUACCGGGCAAGAACAUUGGGCUGGACCUGUCGGCGGCGAUCCCGAAUGGCACCAAGCAUGUCCUCAAGAUGAGCCUUGACAAUUGUGACAAGUACAUGAUUGGUGUUUAUGAUCUGAAAAGUGAUGCCUUUGUGCCAGAUUCCGUUCUUGAGGACCGAAGACUGUGGUCAAGGAUUGAUUAUGGCAAUUACUAUGCUUCAAAGUCGUUCUUUGAUUCGAAGAAAGGCAGGAGGAUCAUAUGGGGUUGGACAAAUGAGACAGACAGUUCGUCGGAUGACGUUGCCAAAGGUUGGGCUGGAAUCCAUGCAAUCCCCAGGACUAUAUGGUUAGAUAAAGACAGUAAGCAACUGCUGCAAUGGCCAGUUGAAGAGUUUGAGUCACUUCGAGGAAAAGAAGUCAGCCAGCAAGGCCUGGAGCUCAAGAAGGGGGAUCUGUUUGAGAUUAAGGAAAUUGAUACUCUGCAGGCAGAUGUGGAGAUAGAUUUCGAGCUUACAUCCAUAGGAAGUGCCGAUCCUUUUGACCCUUCCUGGCUCUUGGACAUCGAGAAGCACUGUCGAGAAGCAGAUGCGUCGGUUCAUGGCGGCAUAGGCCCAUUUGGGCUUGUGCUUCUUGCAUCUGACAACAUGGAAGAGCACACCUCUGUGCACUUCAGAGUUUACAAAUCACAGGAGAAGUACAUGGUUCUUAUGUGCUCUGAUCUGAGAAAGUCGUCCUUGAGACCAGAACUGUACACACCAGCCUAUGGAGGCUUCUUUGAGAUCGACCUCGAGAAGGAAAAGACGAUAUCUUUGAGAACUUUGAUCGAUCGCUCUGCGGUGGAGAGCUUCGGUGGAGGUGGCAGGGUCUGCAUCAUGGCUAGGGUCUAUCCUGUGGCGCUCAUCGACGAUGGCGGCACUCGCAUGUAUGCCUUCAACAAUGGCACUACAGCCGUCAGAGUGCCUCGGCUAAAGGCAUGGAGCAUGAGGAGAGCACAAGUUAAUGUUAAGAAGGGAUAA